Molecule: messenger RNA, 1079 nt
Organism: Geodia barretti
Lineage: Eukaryota; Metazoa; Porifera; Demospongiae; Tetractinellida; Geodiidae
Source: the annotation of a GenBank genome assembly
ACAUAGCAAAGAUAACGACGGUCAAUCACAAAGUCGUUUACCAGUAAGCUAGCUUAGCUAGGACGGGGAGAAAUAAUGCCGCUCAAGAACGUGCACUACCAGAAGGUAGAGACGGAGGAGAGCGACUUGGAAGAGGACGAGCUCCCUCCGUCACACGUCAAACUUCAGGGCACCAACCACGUCAAGGGUGACAGAUGGAACCACAUAGACAAUUUGGACGAGUUCUUUGAAAGAGUGUACCAGUACCACCAGAACCAUGGACUGUGGGCCAUUACACUCUCAGACAUCAUGGAACUAUUCCAAUUCCUGUUCAUCGUGUGUUUCUCUGUGUUCAUUGUGACGUGUCUGCGGUUCAACCGACUGUUUCUGGACAAGAUCACCUAUGUCAAGGAUAACACCACCAACGAGAGAGACGUCAUGUUUGGAGACUUAUUCGACCAGACAAGACUACUCCAUAUGUCGGCACUUCUGGUGUUUGUUCUACUGGUGGCUCUGUCAUUCUGGCUGCACAGAGUCUACCUGACAGCAAGACGUUUCCUGCAGUUCUGGGAGAUACGGAACUUCUACCACCAUGCCCUCGGAAUAUCCACUUCUCAGAUGCGCAACGUGACAAUGGGCAGAGAUUCUGGUGAGGCUGGAACAACAGCCCAGAAAGAUCACUAAAAUGAACAUACAGAAUAAGCAGGACUAACCGAACGAUGUGUACCAUCGCACUCCUGAGGUCUCAGAACUAUCUGUGCCAUGAUCAACAAAAUCCUCCCCUGCCAAAAAUACAUUCCCCUUCUAUGGAGAGAAGGUUUUCAUUCACACAUGACUAAAGCUCAUACGAACUUCUGCUCUUCUGGGGACAGGAGCCCCAUUCAGAAACAGUUUCUACCUCCACGAAGACUACAGUAUGCCUCCAGAAGAAGUGUACACACUGAGCAUCAGACCAUGCAUCAUGCAUUCACUGUUCUUGCAGUAUGAACUGAUUUCAAAGUGAUGUGUACACGUUCUACCCACUGCACGACGUCACUCUUAUCUAUUGCACUGCCCUCUCUCCCCCCUCUCUUCACAACUGAGGUUCCGGAUAGGGCUGC